UGCUUCUUCCCGUGAAGCAACGCAAUUAUCUAAACUGACAGCAAAGCAAGGCUUCAAACUUUUCUCAAACACGCCGCCCCCGUUUCUCUUCUCCUUUUCAACCUUUUUCUUUGAGAAAUUCGGCUGUUUUACCCGCGAGAUCUUUAGUCCAGGGUCCGUGUGGUUUAGUCGCUGUCACGAUCGGGGGGCGCCAAUCGCGGUGGCCACCACCUCCAAUCCACUCCCCGCGGUCGCCGCGCCGAGCUGUUCUUGCGCUGUCCUCCUUCCUCCUCAGCUCCUCCAAGAUUUGAUCUUUAGACCCAAUUCCUAGGCCGCGGUGCUUCUUGCCGAGAAGAAACCUCGAGCCCUGCGGUUCCUGCGCUCUGGAUCGGUGGAAAGGUGCUUGCUUUGCGCGGUUCUGAGGUUGGAAUCUUGUUCUUUUUCACCAGCAAUCAGAUUGCAAGCUUAGAACUGGAAAGAAGAAUUUGACUAGAGAAAUGGGGCAGUGUUGCAGCAGAGCUACGGCCCCAGAUUCUGGUCACGGAGGAACCAAUGGCUAUGGCUAUUCUCACCAGCAAAAACCAGCACAGACACCUCCCAGUUACAUCCCUCCUCAGCCGUCGGCGGCCGAGGUGAGGUACACGCCACCAGCCAUGAAUCCUCCAGUAGUCCCUCCUGUGGUUGUCCCACCGAAGCCGACACCGGACACGAUUCUUGGCAAGCAGUUUGAGGAUGUGCGCUCAGUCUACUCCCUUGGGAAGGAGCUUGGCCGGGGCCAAUUUGGGGUGACAUACCUCUGCACUGAGAUUGCUACCGGUAGGCAGUAUGCCUGCAAGUCCAUCUCCAAGCGCAAGCUCACAAGCAAGGCGGACAGGGAGGACAUCCGCAGGGAGAUCCAAAUCAUGCAGCAUCUGUCUGGACAGCCAAACAUAGUCGAGUUCCGGGGUGCGUACGAGGACAAGAGCAAUGUGCAUGUGGUGAUGGAGCUCUGCGCAGGAGGGGAGCUGUUCGAUCGGAUCAUCGCUAAGGGGCACUACACGGAGCGCGCAGCUGCUACGAUCUGCAGGGCUGUUGUAAAUGUUGUCAACAUUUGCCACUUCAUGGGAGUGAUGCAUCGUGAUCUGAAGCCAGAGAACUUCUUGCUCGCAACCAAGGAGGAGAAUGCAAUGCUCAAGGCCACUGAUUUUGGGCUUUCAGUCUUCAUUGAAGAAGGAAAAAUGUACAGGGACAUUGUUGGAAGUGCUUAUUAUGUUGCUCCUGAAGUUCUUAGGCGGAGCUAUGGAAAAGAGAUAGAUGUUUGGAGUGCAGGUGUUAUUUUGUACAUUCUUCUCAGUGGGGUGCCUCCAUUUUGGGCUGAAACUGAAAAGGGGAUAUUUGAUGCUAUUCUGCAUGAGGAGAUUGACUUUGAAAGUCAGCCGUGGCCAUCAAUUUCUGAGAGUGCUAAAGACCUGGUUAGAAAGAUGUUGACACAAGAUCCAAAGAAAAGACUUACUUCAGCUCAAGUUCUUCAACAUCCAUGGCUCAGAGAAGGUGGAGAUGCAUCUGAUAAGCCUAUCGACAGUGCUGUUCUUUCUAGAAUGAAGCAAUUCAGAGCAAUGAAUAAGCUGAAAAAGAUGGCUCUGAAGGUUAUUGCUUCGAACCUUAAUGAGGAGGAGAUCAAGGGCCUGAAGCAAAUGUUCAUGAACAUGGACACAGACAACAGUGGCACAAUCACAUAUGAAGAACUCAAAGCAGGAUUAGCCAAACUUGGAUCGAAGCUGUCAGAAGCUGAAGUAAAGCAGUUGAUGGAGGCUGCUGAUGUUGAUGGGAAUGGAUCCAUUGACUAUGUUGAGUUCAUCACAGCCACAAUGCAUAGACACAAGCUCGAAAGAGAUGAGCAUUUGUUUAAGGCAUUCCAGUACUUCGAUAAAGAUAAUAGCGGCUUCAUCACUAGAGAUGAGCUAGAAUCUGCUUUGACCGAGCAUGAAAUGGGUGAUGUGAGUACAAUAAAGGAUAUCAUAUCCGAAGUCGACGCGGACAAUGAUGGGAGGAUCAACUACGAGGAAUUUUGCGCUAUGAUGAGAGGAGGGAUGCAGCAGCCUGUGAGGCUCAAGUAGCCUGUUCCCGUUGUAGAAAUGGUGCAUUAUUAGUAACUGUUCUUCGCUCUUUUUUUCAUGGUUGGUAGCUGGAUAAAGACUCACUUUGGACGUUGAUUCUGCAUUGUUCAGAGAUGAUAAAGACUCACUUUGGACGUUGAUUCUGCAUUGUUCAGAGAUGAUAGUGUAUAUCUGGUUUUGCUCGUGUUUGUUGUUCUUGUAUUUUGAAUGCCCUUCCUUUCUUUUGUAAGUAUGUUUAUGCAAGAACAUCCAAUAAAAAGUGCAAUUUUGCUCCUAAA
This is a messenger RNA of Phragmites australis (common reed), 2353 nucleotides long. Its product is annotated as calcium-dependent protein kinase 19-like. Gene Ontology annotation, molecular function: calcium ion binding; ATP binding; calcium/calmodulin-dependent protein kinase activity. Lineage: Eukaryota; Viridiplantae; Streptophyta; Magnoliopsida; Poales; Poaceae. The transcript is spliced from 9 exons. The coding region runs from base 477 to 2075 and encodes 532 amino acids. The record is from RefSeq and is a predicted model, not a curated record. Gene Ontology annotation, biological process: protein autophosphorylation; intracellular signal transduction; peptidyl-serine phosphorylation. Gene Ontology annotation, cellular component: cytoplasm; nucleus.